ACCUACAGCACAUCCUAACGAGGUUGAUAAUUAUGUGAGGAUAUAUUGAACUAUUCCUUGCAGUAUGCUAAUCAUACUUGGGCUUGUUGUGCGAUAUUAUUUUAUACAAAUUAGCGAACUAUAAGAAAGAGCACACAAACUAUCAAAAACAUAAUUGCAAAUUGGAACAUACUUGAAUUAGAAUAUUCCCUAGAAAAUACUAGCUAUCGUGAUAAGCAAAUAAUUAUAAGAGUAUCAAAACUAGCAUAGAAUAUUAUCUCUUAUGCAACAUAUAUCAUUUACAAAAAAGUCAGUGUGCCAUAUACACCACAGACAGUUUUAUCAUGUGCUCAAAUUGAAUAUCUCUAGAUUUUAUAUUAUUCGUUUAUCAUGUCUAUGUAUUAGAUGCGAGACACAUAAGAAUAAUAAUUUUAAAGUAGGUAUUAUAAAUGAUGUUAUACAAUGUACUUAGAUAGAUUUACAUAUCCUUCUUUUAUAUCCUUUGACAUGUUGCAACGACUGUAGAUAAAGUAUUCUUUUAGAACAAUAAUAUGUAUAAGUAUUUGUUAUAAAAAAUACUGAUUUGUUCUCUACUGCCAUAUGUUAGUUUUUUAGAAUAUUAUAUGAUUAAAAAUUUUACUGAACAAUGACUGCAGAACUAUGAAUUAUGAGACAUCAUAAACGUUGACGACAGAGCAGCAUUGCCAUUAGUUUUAGAUAAAUUAAUUUCUAUUAUAAUUUUAUAGUACAAUUAUCUAUGACCAUGUCAACAAUAAAACAGUUUUACGUCAAACAUAGUUCACAGUGGUAUUAAGAUUAAGAGGUCAUAAAUACCAAAAGAAUUUCGUCCGUUAUCUCCUUGCCAGUGUCAUCUCAGUACUUAUAUGUUGUAAUUUUCUGAUCACUUAUGGAUCGAAUAACAUAAGUCUAGGGGCAAAGAGAUCAGAUGCCACAAUAUUUGUAAAAAUAAAAAGAAAUAAUUUUAUCCAAUGACAUUAGUCCACAUAAACAUUAUUAUGUCAGAGACAAAUGUGUAUUAUCCCCAAUAGAAUAUAGUGUUUAGCAUUCAAGUUCAUAAAAUUGUAGUAGGCAUUCAAUUGAUUCAGGAUAGUAAAACAUAUCGAAAUCUGCAUCCUACAUCAGUUCCUCUUGAAACAGAAUACGUGAGACUUUCUGUGAACAUGGAUAAAUUAAAGUGUUUGACUUCUGAACAAUUAGAAUCUUGGAUAAAAAAGGUUUUAUAAAAAUAUUGGGCAUCUGCAGCCAUAAGGAAUUCAAUGAGUUGAACGUGGCGUAUAAUGAGCUUUUUGACCGGAAACAACGUGAGAAUGUCAAAGGAUAGAGUCUGCGUGGGUAGGAAACGACAUGAAGAAGGAAGCUGGUUACAUAGACUACACCGUAAAGUCGAUCCACAAUUUGCAAAUGCACAGUGCUGUCUUCACAAAGGCAAUAACGAACCCCAAAUUCUUGGACGUCGUCGAGGGACAUCCUUCGUACCGAGGACAUCUUGCUUCAUCAUACAAAGGCACACAUUAAGCCACCAGAAAAUGGUGCUCCAUACCUUGUGCACCAGGACUAUCCGUACUUCCCAUUCAAGAAGCACACAAUGAUUGCUGCUCUUCUGCACAUGGAUGAUACCGCUCCUGAAAAUGGUGGCUUGGCUGCUUACCCAGGAAGUCACAAAUUAGGGCCCUUAGAGGAUUUUGGUACUAAGGAUCAAAAGGGUGAAGCUUAUCACUGAGUUGAUCCUAAGAAAUAUUCUCUCUCCGAAGCCACCCCAGUAACUGCCAAACAGGGUGAUAUUGUAUUCUUCUCGUACUUGCUACUUCAUAGGUCUUAUUUAAAUCUGUCCAAGAAAACUCGUCGCAUGUUCCUGGUUCAACUGAGAGUAGCUGAUGAUCAGCCUGUUGAACACGUUCAUCAGUCUUCUUGUCAAAAUCUAGUACUGCGGGGAAAGAAUAUUCAUUGUAAGGCAGACAUGGCUUCUAGAUUCCAGGAAAGUCUUACUGUUACUAAUAAAUGAACAGGUCUAUUGCUUACCAAUAAUCUACUAGCUAAUACAGCCAGCUUUUUUUGUUUAUAUGCCAUAUAAUUUCCUUGAAUUUUAUUAUGUAACAAUUAUAACAUAUCAUUAUCAUUAUUGCAAAGCGCGCAAUUGCUUCUCAAUGUAAACUUCAGGUAUUAUUUUGAUGCUCAAUUCAUAUUUUCCUCUCGCGUUACCAUUAUGACUUCAAGUUUUUGAUUUUGUGAAGUAUUUUAUAGGUUUUUGUAAUUCUUUAUUUGAUAUAUUAAGAUAAGGACUUAUAAAAAAGCGAGUAUUUCGCGUCUUGCACUUUCCAUAACAUGAUUACAUGGUGUAAAAUCUUUAUUAUAUUUUUAAAGGUCAAACUAUGACUGAAGAACACGAUUCUCUUGAGUUGCUGAAUGACAUUGAUAAUGAUUGAUUUCAGUUGAAUGAACCAAACUGCAGAUAUUCAGUGCAGAAAGUCAGGAACCCCAUACCCUGGGGCUGGACGCCAAUGAAUAAAAUGUAUCUAGAUAUCCGAAUGCAGAGUGUUGCGCUUAUUCGCGAUAACUUCACAAAUCCAUCUUGAGAAUCCUCUAUUGAGCCUAUAUGUAUAUCGGAUCGGUGCAGAUUGGAGCAGCCGUGGGAGCUGAACCAAGAAACGUAGGAACGCGCGGACCGCGAACCGCCACAGUGUUGUCGACGAGAAGGCUACACGAAGGCGAGGAUUUCUCAUUUUUUUACGUCGAGAGGUUGAAAAUCACGAGAAAAAGGAUGUUGGACGCGCGUUUCGGAGAAUUCUUGGCCGCGUGAGGCCGAUCGAGGAGCUCGUGCGGGACUAUCGCGAAUUGAACGAAACACAUGUGUCGGCUGAGCCGUAUUCUACAUAGCGAAGUGCACUCCCGUGUUUGGUCGUCGAGGAUCGCCUACUACGAGAGCUAGCUCAUCCUCCGGGUAGUGUUGCACGUAGCUGGACCUUCUGUUCGAUCCUGAAAAAAGCGUUGAACGAUGGGCUGCCCUUUUGGAGGGAUAUAGGACACGUUACGGAAGGCGGCAGUGCGUGGGUGGGUGGGUGUCUUGCUGGCGACUGCUUCACUCCUUCACACUGAAUUCCUCUCAGGAAUUUCAUGCCAAACACUCCUGAGAAUCUCAUGGAGAUCCAUUACCCAAGAGAGCGAAGGAUGCUGGUACUCAUACUUCAAGCUAGACUGUUACGAUAGACUGGGCUGCAUUAUACUUGUUGAUGUCGAGUGACAGUCAAGACUGGGUUAGCUAGAGCUUUGUAGCUCUGGUAUUUUAUAUAGCUACGAGAGGACACUCAAGGGACCUAGGACGGUCCUUCCAUACACCAGUUUCUUUGAUAUCUAGAGUCUAAACUAUGCAAGGUUAAACGGCGGAGAAUGGGUCGCAGUAGGGUGUCAGCAUGCGUGAGAAGCCAGCAGAAUGUCACACUCACGCGGGUCACGUGAGGGGCGCGGCAGACAUGUGCUCGCGUGAUCCUCCAGCCCUGCAUCCAGCGCUUGCCAAGGCCAAUGGUAAAAAUUCGAGUCCUCAACCGACCCAUCACGCCGAAGCACGAAUCGACAACGUUCUCCCGACACCUGGGGGGCGACUGAAGUUCUUCAAGGAUGGAAAGUUCAUCUUGGAACUGUCGCACCGCAGAGAUGGUGAACGCACCACGUGGUUUCCUGUUCCAAAGAAAACAUUUUGGCCGCCUGCUAGUACUACCCCUAACAGGCAAGAGAGUUCCACCUCCCUCAGUGUUUCCGACGAUAACUCAUCGGUUCAAUCGAGUCCAUGGCAGAGGGAUCACUGCUGGAAACAGGCGAAUCCCAGGCGCAAACUUUGCACGGAGUUCAACUUUUUCUACCGCAGAAAUCCGCGGAAUCGUCUGUGCGCUCAUCCUCGCUUAGUAGCGCGAAAACGUAGACGGCCAUUGGAUCCAAUGCCUCUACUCCUGGUAUCAGACUCGAGCAUUGGGAUGAGUACAGGCACAGGCUUCACAAGAGUCCAUCGUAAAGCAAACGGUGUCCCGACAGGCAAGACCCUGGGUCUCAUUGUCGAGAAGUUAGCUCGACUUUUGGAUCCUAACGUGGUGUCGCCCCGUAAGCGUAUCCUUCGUGAAUUGGAGAGAGUCACUCUCGAGGAUCAGGCGUCAAAGAGGCGUGCUACUCCACAGCCGAUAAACACAUCAACCAGCGCUCCUGCACCUUCGCCGAAGCAGCUAUCCUCUUACAGUAUAACCAGUAUCUUGGGCGAGGACAAACCAAGUGCGGAGCCAGGCUUCCUGAGGAACUUGCUAAAGCCAGAGGACAGGCAACCCAUUAAAUACUCAACAAGUCAUCCUUAUCCAAGGGCACGAAUCGAGCCGUACGUUACACCGGCUAACACGUCUAUCCAUCAUCCACUUUACGGGGUCCCGAUGCUACCACCUGGGCCAUACAGGGCUCCACUUUGGAUGCACUAUCCACCGCCCGUCCAUUAUCCACCACCAAUGCCGCUUUAUGCUCCGGCGCCGCCUCAUCCGCCAUCUCCUCCUGUUCACCAUUACAAAGACUACAGGGAACAAACUCUCACACCUCCUUCAGAUAUGCCUCUGAAUCUGUCGAAGCAUGCGGGUUGAAUCUCAGGAUCCCAAAAGUUGGUGCCUUAUCGAUGGACAAAAUUAUGUGAACACUGCCCGUGCAACGACAAUGCGAUAUAUUAGUAUUUUUUUAUCCAUAAACAACAGUAACGUAGUAGAUAGGGAUUCGCAGUCAGAUCAUUCACGAUCGGCUGAAUAUAUACUUGUACAUACGAAUGCAUAAGCUGUCACCCUCGAUGAUAGGUAUUUUAUAUUAUUAUAUCUAUUAAUUGAUUAACGAAUAGUAUUAAUGCGGAUUCUGUUGGAGGUAAAGUGCCAUAUUGGAUAGUUUGUCUGACGUAAAACUUCGUUAUUGCGACACAUCGCGGAACAGGUCCUCCCCUGUUCCGUAAAUCGCUACGCUUCCGAAGAAUUCAAUACACUCUUCGGAACAACGUUAAAGUCAAAGACAAAAAUAAUAAGACAAAUUACGAAAUUGAAUAGAGAAAAGAAAAGAAGACUCUCACAUCGUGCAAUCGUCCCAAUAAAGUUUUGCGACAAACACUCGAGUAUUCGUGUCACUUUAUCUGCAACUAUACCCGCGUACUCUAUGUUGCAAAGUACGACAGAGCGGCGUUAAGAGAAAGAUGAAGACAAGAAAGAAAAAAAAGAAAAACACGGAAGACAUGCUGAAAAGGCGAAGAAAAGGAUUGUAAGGCGCAUCCUAUUUUCAUCCCUGUGCAUCUCAUUUACAUAUUAUCUUGUUAUUAAUUCUUAUUAAUGUUACUGUCAUUAUUAUCAUUAUUAAACGGUAUGACAUUAGAGGUAUCGUAAGAAAGACAUAGGAUUAUGUACAGAGCAGAUAUUACCUACACUUAGGAUAUUAAUUAUUAUUAUUAUUAUUAUAAAAUCGUAAUGCAUCGGUUAAUUUAGAUUAAAGGUAUCUAUUCAUAGCGGACAAACUAUCUUUAUUUAUACGAUAUCAGCGAAGACAGCAAAAUUAACCGGUAAUGAGCGUGGAGUGUGCCUUAAAAAUAGUUUUCUAAAGUUCAUCAAACAAAAUUGUACACAUCCCUUGUCGAGACAUUAUUAUUAUUAUUAUUAUUAUUAUUAUUAUAUGUACAUAUACAUGAACGUAAUAACGCGUAUCUAUACACUGAGAGGAAACACACGUGCAUACGUAUACAUUCGUCACUCUAUUUAUUGUUAAUGUGAUACACCGAGAGACAUUUGAAGAGAAAGGCAAGUUCAUUUGAGCUCUAACAAUUAAUAAAUAAUCUUAAUUAUUCAUUUACAUAAAAAAUUCAUGGAUUCGAAAGAUGAUUCUUGAGCAUGCGACCGAGCGUGAACAAUUGUAUAGAAAGACUAAUUUCAUAAAUAUAAAUAUUUCGUAUACUA
Cephus cinctus (wheat stem sawfly) is the source of this 5945-nucleotide messenger RNA. RefSeq lists its product as uncharacterized. The coding region runs from base 3408 to 4607 and encodes 399 amino acids. The transcript is spliced from 7 exons. NCBI's taxonomy places the organism in Eukaryota, Metazoa, Arthropoda, Insecta, Hymenoptera, Cephidae. The record is from RefSeq and is a predicted model, not a curated record.